Molecule: messenger RNA, 7142 nt
Organism: Hirundo rustica (Barn swallow)
Lineage: Eukaryota; Metazoa; Chordata; Aves; Passeriformes; Hirundinidae
Gene: PIP4K2B
Product: phosphatidylinositol-5-phosphate 4-kinase type 2 beta
Exons: 10
Coding region: 1-1272 (423 amino acids)
Biological process (GO): phosphatidylinositol metabolic process
Molecular function (GO): phosphatidylinositol kinase activity
Source: RefSeq, a predicted model, not a curated record
AUGGCCGCGAACUGCGCGGGGGCCGCGGGGACGGCGGCGGGAGCCGUGGCCGCGGUGGGCUCGGCCCUGAGCGCCAGCAAGACCAAGACCAAGAAGAAACACUUCGUGUGCCAGAAGGUGAAGCUGUUCCGGGCCUCGGAGCCGCUGCUCAGCGUCCUUAUGUGGGGGGCGAACCACACGAUCAAUGAGCUCAGCAAUGUUCCCGUCCCCGUCAUGUUAAUGCCCGAUGACUUUAAAGCCUACAGUAAGAUUAAGGUGGACAAUCAUCUAUUCAACAAGGAGAACCUGCCAAGCCGCUUUAAAUUCAAGGAGUAUUGUCCACUGGUGUUCCGGAACCUCCGGGAGAGAUUUGGGAUCGAUGACCAGGACUACCAGAACUCGGUGACGCGCAGCGCGCCCGUCAACAGCGACAGCCAGGGCCGCUGCGGCGCGCGCUUCCUCACCACCUACGACAGGAGGUUCGUCAUCAAGGCCGUGUCCAGCGAGGACGUGGCGGAGAUGCACAACAUCCUCAAGAAGUACCACCAGUUCAUCGUGGAGUGCCACGGGAACACGCUGCUGCCGCAGUUCCUGGGCAUGUACCGGCUCACCGUGGACGGCGUGGAGACCUACAUGGUGGUCACCAGGAACGUCUUCAGCCACAGGCUGACCGUGCACAGGAAAUACGACCUGAAGGGCUCAACAGUAUCCAGGGAAGCAAGUGACAAAGAGAAGGCCAAGGAUCUCCCAACGUUCAAGGACAACGACUUCUUGAAUGAGGGUCAGAAGCUGCAUGUUGGAGAAGAGAGUAAAAAGAACUUCCUUGAAAAGCUGAAGCGGGACGUGGAGUUUUUAGCCCAGCUGAAGAUCAUGGAUUACAGCCUGCUGGUGGGCAUCCACGAUGUGGACAGGGCCGAGCAGGAGGAGAUGGAGGUGGAGGAGAGGGCGGAGGACGAGGAGUGCGAGAACGACGGGCUGGGGGGGAACCCCAUCUCCUCCUACGGGACCCCCCCCGACAGCCCCGGGAACCUCCUCAACUACCCCCGGUUCUUCGGGCCCGGAGAGUUCGACCCCUCCGUGGAUGUGUACGCCAUGAAGAGCCACGAGAGUGCCCCCAGGAAGGAGGUUUAUUUCAUGGCCAUCAUCGACAUCCUCACGCCCUACGACACCAAGAAGAAAGCUGCACACGCCGCCAAAACAGUGAAACACGGGGCCGGGGCCGAGAUCUCCACGGUGAACCCCGAGCAGUACUCGAAGCGCUUCAACGAGUUCAUCUCCAACAUCCUGACGUAGUGGCGCCGGGCCCGCAGCCGGCACCCAGGGGUGCUGCAGCCCGGCAGAGCUCAUCCUCGUCCUCAUCCUCAUCCUCGUCCUUGUCCUUCCGGGAGCAGAUCUCCAGAGCUGCUCGUUGGAUUCCUUCCCUCCAGUGGAGCCAAGUGCUUUGUUCCAGCGCUGCUCUUCCCAGAGCGAGCUCUCUGCUCUCAGCUCUCUGCUCUCAGCUCGGGGCCCGUGACGCCGUGGCACUGUCCCCAAAAAGGGUCACGGUCCGUGCCUGAGUCACAAACCACUCCUCCAUUUUUUUGGGGUUUUGUUUUUUUUUUUUUCUUUGUGUUGUUGUUGUUGUUGUUUUAUUUGGACUGGCUUGGCCAGAAAAGACGAACGAAGCCCCUUUUUAUUUCCCCUCUCGGUAGGAAUUGGAAGGAAAAUAGCUCGCCGUUUCAAGGAUGGAAAAAUAGAACUCUGCUAAAAAGGAGGAGUCGCUGAACUUUAGGUAAAUUCCGACUGGGACACUUUAUUCUCUUUUUUUUUUUUUUUUUGGUUAAUUUAAGCAACGAAAAGAAAAGAAGAAGAAAAGAAAAAAAAAAAACCAACAAACUUUUUUUCUAACUGCACUUGAUUUACGAGAAGGAUGAGGGAAAUGAACAUCUACCAAAGAUGAUCUCUGAAACAAAACGAAAACAAAAGGAGUAACUCCUAAAAAACAACCAGUGUGCGAAGUGAGAGAGGCAUUGACCAACCUCAGCUGGCCCUGUGCUGGGACCUGGGGUGAUUUCAAUCGCCCAGCUCUGAAGAUUUCCUCAAAGGAAAAGAAACAUUUAAAACAAAAAAAAAAAAAAAAAAAAAAAGGCAUUUUUGUAGAUUUUGAGCCUCGUUUCCUCGGUCAGGAACGGCUCCGGGGUCACCAUCACAAUCCUGCCGGUGUUGAUGAGCUAAUUAAUUGUGCUGUCUUCCUUCCCCGCCCCGCCUGCCGCAGGUACUUGAGUGCAGAGGUUCCCGGGUUGGGGGUUUUUUUUGGCGACGUUUUCGUUCCAAACCUGAACUCGCGCGGCAGGAAUCGGCCCGGCUGCUCCAAACCCUCCUCGGGUGCUCGGGGCUCCUUUCCCAGCCCCUUCCCCGCAGGAUUUGGGGUGUCUGGAAUCUCCAGGACGCUUUGGGACCCUUCCCCAGGGGAGCCCCCGUGAGCUCUGCUGCGCGAGUUGCGGAACUCGCGGGAAUCUUUGUUUCGCGAUUCGUUCGUUUCGUUGCCGUGGUUUUCCUUGGUUGGUUUUUAAUUCCCUUUCGAAGCAGGAUUUAGAGUUUCGAACAAACCUCUUUGCAGUUGGAAAACCGUGUUGCUUAAUCUGCCUUGGAACUGUUUUUCACACAUGCCUUUGUUUUUUGGGGAAUAAGCUCUCGGGAAUGUCUGUCCUGUGCUGUUGCCGGUUUUUUUUUUUCGGGGUUUUUCUUUUUUUUUGCCGUGCGGAAUUUUUUUGGUCCUUUUUGAGAGGUCACUGGUGCUCAUCACCUCCUGGUAAUUCCCUUCAAUUAACCCUGCCUCUGGGCUGGAUUCCGAAUGUGGGUUUGGGGUUGUUUCUUGGGGUUGUUUUUUUUGUUGUUGUUGCAGUUUUUAUUUCCCCUUCGCCCCCUCCCCGUUUCCCGUUCCUGACGUGAAUCCUCGCACAGCUCUCAGCUCGGAGCCCCCGAGGGUGCACUGUAAAUAGACUUUUGGAGAAAUGAGAAAUUCGGAGUCCUGAUGGCGUUUGAGGGUUUUUGGUCGUGGGACAAAUUUCUGCUGCCCCUGUGGCGUGAGAGGCUGGAGGUGUCCUUAAAGGCGUGGAGCCGGAAAAGCCACGACCCAAACACAGCUAAAAAACUACUUUAAAAUUAUUUUUAAAGGGCAUCAUCAGCUUUGUUUUGUGGGCAUUAUAUUGGUUGCUUCUCUCUUAAUGAGCACUUAAGUUUACUGCUAAUUAGGGAUUAAACACCAAUCGCUUUUUAUUCCUGACAGUUUAAAACAAACAAAACAAAACAAAAUCUGCAUUGAAUCCUCAACUUUGGCCUGGUAAGUUUGCCCUUCUCCUUUCGGGGAAAGUAGCUCGGAGGUUGUUUUAGCUAGAAAUCAUCUAUUUAAAAAAAAAAAAUGAAGUGGAGAAAAAAACAUGAAUGAAUGAAGAGGAGAAGAAGGGAAGGAGCAGGGAGCAGGAGCGGGGUGAACACCACAGAGCAAACCCAGGGCGAGUGAAAAUGGCACAAAUUCUCCUCCAGGGAACCCCAGAACAACAAAAAAGGAACCAAACCCCCCAAAACUCUGGGAAUUCCUGCAGAAAUCCCCCCAGGGCUGUGAGAGCAGGGAAUAUUUCCUUAUUCCAGGCUCCUGCUGGGAUUAAAUCCGGCCGUGAUCACACGAAGAUUCUUCCUCCCUCUGUCGCCGUCCCUUGUGCUGCCAUAACGUAGAAAGUGAUGAAAUGCAAUUUUCUCACCCAGUGAUGUGUUACCCACCUUUGUAACUUGGUUACAAAACUUUUUUUUGGUUUUUUUUUUUCCUGUACAUUGUUUACAUUUGGAGAAGUAGCGUUAACCUUCAAAAAUCGCUAAUUGUUUUUGUUUCUAGACAGUAUUUUUUAUUACCAGGACGAAGAAGUGAAGCUGCAAAUAUUUGCUUUGGUUUUUAUUUUAAAAAAAAAAGGGAUUUUUUUUUCCCCCCCUUUCAGCUUGUUUUCUUUUUGUUCCAUUGGUUUUUGGUUUUGCUUUUUUUUUUUUUUUUUUGUCUUUUUUCCUUUUAAAUCUUGUUUUAGGUCACUUUUUUUAACUCGAGUAUUUAAAAAAAAAAAAAAGGAAAAAAAAAAAAAAGGAGAACCACCCAACCUUUCCAAUUCUGGUUUUACACCUGCUUGCGCUGGUUUGUUGUCUGUUUCUGGCGUGGAUUUAGUUCUAGUUUUGCUGACUGUAGAUAUUCCUGUCCUUAGCAUGAACCCUGCAGAACACAUUUCACUGACCCCCCCCCCCCCCCCGAAGCUGACAGGAUUUGCAGAAUUCAGGAAAAUUUUUUUUGGCCAAAAAGAGCCAAAUUUGGUCCAGUGGAGUUCCAAAUAAUCGGCGAGCUGACAGGAUUUGCAGAAUUCGGGAAUUUUUUUUUUUUGGCCAAAAAAGGCCAAAUUUGGUCCAGUGGAGUUCCAAAUAAUCGGCGAGCUGACAGGAUUUGCAGAAUUCGGGAAUUUUUUUUUUGGCCAAAAAAAGCCAAAUUUGGUCUGGUGGAGUUCCAAAUAAUCAGCGAGCAAAUAAUCCCCCGAGGGAGCUGCGGGAUCUAAAAACCCCAGAUCUGCUCUGGAGCGGGAAUUUCCCUUUUCCCUGUGGAGAAAUCAGGGUGGGGCAGCGGAGGCAGAGCCGGCUGCGCUCCCAAAGCGCAAUAAAUCCACAGCCCUGCCUGGCCUUCGUCCUGGGAGUCGUGGAAUUCUGCUGGGAUUCACCCCUGGGGAUGGGAUUCAUUCCCUGGGGAUGGGAUUCGUCCUGUGGAAUUCCUUCUGUGGGGAUGGAAUUCAUUCUGAGCGGAAGAAAUUCCUUCCUUGGGGAUGGGAUUCACCCUGUGGAAUUCCUUCUGUGGGGAUGGAAUUGAUUCCUUGGGAAUGGAAUUUAUCCUAUGGAAUUCCUUCCUUGGGGAUGGGAUUCAUUCCUUGGAAAUGGAAUUCAUCCUGUGGAAUUCCUCCUGUGGGGAUGGAAUUCCUUCCUUGGGAAUGGAAUUCACCCUGUGGAAUUCAUUCCUUGGGAAUGGAAUUCAUCCUGUGGAAUUCCUCCUGUGGGGAUGGGAUUCACCCAGUUGGGACAGAAUUCAUCACUUAGGGAUGGAAUUCAUCACUUGGGGAUGGAAUUCAUUCCCUUGGGAUGGGAUUCAUUCCCUGGGAAUGGAAUUUAGCCUAUGGAAUUCCUUCCUUGGGGAUGGGAUUCACCACGUUGGGACAGAAUUCAUCCUGUGGGGAUGGAAUUCAUCACUUGGGGAUGGAAUUCAUUCCCUUGGGAUGGGAUUCACCCUGUGGAAUUCCUUCUGUGGGGAUGGAAUUCAUUCCCUUGGGACAGAAUUAUUCCUUGGGAGUGGAAUUCACCCCCUGGGGCAGCAGGGGUCCCACAUUCCCACACUCCCCCCUUGGAAUCUGGAUCAGCACAAUCAGCAAGGAAACCUGAACCACUUCCAGUCUUAUUUCCUUUUUUUUUUUUUCCUUUUUUUUCCCCCUCUUUUAUUCUCUUUUUUUCCGGGAGGAAAUUCCCGCUUUCCCUCCCGCGGGGCCGUGGGAGGAUUCCAGGGUCGGCUGAGGGCGGGGAGGAGCUGGUGGUGGUGGUGGAAAUUCCCAAUCCAUGGCCACUGUGCCGUCCUGUUCCAGGCUCCCUCCCUGGAAUUUCACCCCCAGUUGAAGGAUCUUCCCCCCAAAAUCAGGGCGGGUGUCCCCAGCCCCAAAUUCCCAAAUCUCCCCUUCCUGCAGAGCCGCUCCCGGUGUCCCCCUCAGCCCCUGGUUCUUUGGGAUGGAUCCCACGGAUAACCGGGAUGGAUCCCGUGGAUAACCGGGAUGGAUCCCGUGGAUAACCGGGAUGGAUCCAUUGGAUAACUGGGAUGGAUCCCGCGGAUAACCGGGAUGGAUCCCACAGAUAACCGGGAUGGAUCCCGUGGAUAACCGGGAUGGAUCCCGUGGAUAACUGGGAUGGAUCCCGUGGAUAACCGGGAUGGAUCCCGUGGAUAACCGGGAUGGAUCCAUUGGAUAACCGGGAUGGAUCCUGGAUAACCGGGAUGGAUCCUGGAUAACCGGGAUGAUCCCGUGGAUAACCGGGAUGGAUCCCACGGAUAACCGGGGUGGAUCCCGUGGAUAACCGGGAUGGAUCCCGUGGAUAACCGGGGUGGAUCCAGUGGAUAACCGGGAUGGAUCCAUUGGAUAACCGGGAUGGAUCCCACGGAUAACUGGGAUGGAUCCCGUGGAUAACCGGGAUGGAUCCCGUGGAUAACCGGGAUGGAUCCCGUGGAUAACCGGGAUGGAUCCCGUGGAUAACCGGGAUGGAUCCCGUGGAUAACUGGGAUGGAUCCCACGGAUAACCGGGGUGGAUCCCGUGGAUAACCGGGGUGGAUCCCACGGAUAACCGGGAUGGAUCCCGUGGAUAACCGGGAUGGAUCCCCUGGAAAAUUGGGAUGGAUCCCACGGAUAACCGGGAUGGAUCCCACGGAUAACCGGGAUGGAUCCCGUGGAUAACCAGGAUGAUCCUAUGGAUAACCGGGAUGGAUCCCACGGAUAACCGGGAUGAUCCCGUGGAUAACCCGGAUUGAUCCAUCGGAUAACCGGGAUGGAUCCCGUGGAUAACCGGGAUGGAUCCCGCGGAUAACCGGGAUGGAUCCCAUGGAUAACCAGGGUGGAUCCCACGGAUAACCGGGAUGGAUCCAUGGGAUAACCGGGAUGGAUCCCACGGAUAACCGGGAUGGAUCCCACGGAUAACCGGGGUGGAUCCCGUGGAUAACCGGGAUGGAUCCCAUGGAAAAUUGGGAUGGCAGAGCUCCGGAUUUUGAGUGGAAACCGAGGGGAGCGGAGCGAGCGGAUCCCACACCAGGGCACGAGGGUGGGCAGGGCUGAUCAGUGCAACUGAGUUUAAAAAAUGUGAAUAAAUUAAGUUUAAUCUAAAAACUAAAAUUAAAAAAAAAAAAAAACUAAAAAAGAAUUUAAAAAAAAAAACCACAAAAAGAAAAAAGAACAUUCUAGGUUUUUUUCACUGCUGUUUUUUAAAUAGGAAUUUGAAGUCCUCUGUGCUUGUCUGUUUGCUAGGAGCAGUUUGAGACACUGUUACUGUUUUGAAAUGCAUGCAUGUUACGAGAUGAGUCUCCAACCAGAGAAAAAAACAAAAAAACCAACAAAAUAAAAUUCAAACUUUGUGUA